Molecule: messenger RNA, 2172 nt
Organism: Musca domestica (house fly)
Lineage: Eukaryota; Metazoa; Arthropoda; Insecta; Diptera; Muscidae
Product: cytoplasmic dynein 1 intermediate chain
Exons: 6
Coding region: 73-1962 (629 amino acids)
Biological process (GO): transport along microtubule
Cellular component (GO): cytoplasmic dynein complex
Molecular function (GO): dynein light chain binding; dynein heavy chain binding
Source: RefSeq, a predicted model, not a curated record
AAUGGUAUUCAGAACAUGACUGGUCGCAUUAUUUCCACAAUUAUUCAAAAGUAAUACAGAAAGCAUUUAAGAAUGUCGGGAAAGAACUUCGAUGAUGUUAUUAAACGAAAAUUGGCAAAAUUGGAGGAGAUACGCCAGGAAAGAAAACAACUGGAGCUCUUAAAAUCUGCACGCGAUGCUGAAAAAGCGAAAGAAAAAUAUAUUGAAAAAAUCAAGUCGUUUGUUGAUUUUGAUAAAAUAUGUGAAGAGACGUUGAGAUUAACACCACAGAUAGAAAACCCCACAGUGUCUAGUUCCAAGAAAAAAGAAAACGAAAAUAUACAAAUUCUCAAGGACAACGUUGAAACGCCUAAAAGAGACAUAUCGGAAAAACUUUCCAAGUUAACAGUAUUCCACACAGAAAUUACGGAUAUUCAGCCUCGGGAAAUACUCACAUCUACUAAGUCAACUCAAACUAAAAAUAGCAAUGCUUGUCUCCAACGUUUAGUUAUUAAAAAUAUUGAAGAUAGCCAAGAUGAUGACAUUUUAGAGGGAGGAUUCAAAUCAAAAUUACCACCCGGUUGUAUGUCACCAGGUUUGCCAAAGGUUGAAUUUGUGCUGCCAGCCAUAACUCGUUUAGAGAGCAUAAUUGAAGAGCGUAAAGCGGUGAGGGACGCAUUUGUAAAAACUCAAGACAAUCCUAAUCAAACCUCAAUAUUUUUAGUUACAGAAUUAACAGAAGAAGAAAAGCUAGCAUUUCUUUCCAAUACUAAUUUUCAAAAUGCAUUAAACCGCAUAGGUAGUGUAGUCGAAAAUGUAGUUGCCAAUAAUAGAGAUAUAACAAAGGACUAUACGAGACCUAACACCAGCAUUGAUGAUGCCGACGAUGUGUCAUAUUCAGGAGUAUUAUUAAAUGUCAUGUUUGAGUGUGAACUUACAACCAAUCGUUGUAUAACCGACAUGGAUUGGUCGCCUUUUGUAGCUGAUCGAAUUGUCGCAUCCUAUCAUUCCAAUGUGAAUGAACCCUUAGCACCAGAGGGUAUGGCACUGGUGUGGAAUGCAUCUUUUGGCAAAACAUAUCCGGAAUACAUAAUGCAUUCUUCCAGCGCAGUUAUGUCAAUUUGUUUCGAUAACUUCGAUCCAAACAUUAUUAUUGGUGGAACCUAUUCAGGACAAAUUGUCAUGUGGGAUACACGUUCAUCGAAAUCAAUUCCAAUACAAACAACCAAAUUGAAUAGCGGAGCUCAUGUACAACCCAUUCGAUCUUUAAAUAUUAAUUCUCACAAUAUUUAUUCAAUUUCAUUUGAUGGUCGUUUCUGUACUUGGAACAUGGAUAUGCUAUCUAAGCCGAUUGAUGUUUUCACAUUAGGAACCAAACAAAAACGUCCCAUUGCAGCAACCUGCAUGACGUUUGCAGACAUUGAAUAUAACGACUUCCUUGUGGGUGGUGAAGAUGGAUGUGUUUACAAAGCUAAUCGUUUCGAUGCAAAUGACGGCAUCAAGGCUAAAUAUGAACAACACGACUGUCCAAUAAGUGGAAUAUCGAUGUCACACUCAUCAGCCUCAGAAUUUAAUCACUUGUUUUUAACAUCAUCUAUUGAUUCGACCAUAAAAUUAUGGUCAUUACACAGUGAAACCCCAUUACAUACCAUUAAUAAUAACUUCGACUAUGUUAUGGAUAUAUCAUGGUGUCCAACAAAUCCUGCUCUAUUUGGCACUGUAAAUGAAAGUGGUCAUAUUGAUUUAUGGAAUAUAAAUAUGGACUCUGAGGAACCUAUUGUAUCUACAAUUGUAGAUGGUCAACCAGCUCUUAAUCGUUUUUCAUGGAUGCCAAAUGCUAAACAUAUUGCAGUUGGUGAUUUAGAUGGAAGGCUGUAUCUAUAUGAGGCAGACAAUAGAUUAACACAGCCUGUGCACAAUGAAAACUCUGCGCUUAUUGAAACCUUGGAUAUGUUAAGGCAAAAAAGUUUAAUAAGAGACUAGAGUCUCCAAAUGCCAUAUUCUAUUCUACUUUCUUGAGCGCAGUAGGGCAUAUCGAUAAAAUUUAAAUUUAUGAAGCCUCAGAUAUUUUUGGGAGUAUAUUGAGCAUAUACAUUUUUAAGAAGCAUAAUAUUGAUGAAUAUAUAUAAUUAUUUUUUUUUAUAAAAAAAGGACAUUUUGUAUUACACCUAAAAGAAGCAUUUUCAUAUACUC